CUAGGCACAAAGCCAACGAGAAGGCUUAAAUGGGGGAGAUCCUACCAGUACACAAUGGGGAAGGACAAAGACACCCUUUCUAUCCAAUGCUAGAAGCUUCACUGGGCCUCAUUUGCAAAGUGGGAAAUAAAACCUAUCUCAAAAGACUGUUAUGAGUGUUAAAUGGGUUACUGUAGGUAAAGUACUUAGAACAGUGCCUGGACCAUAGAAAGCAUUCAACAAAUGAUAGCUGUUACCAUUAUUAUUGUCACUCUGAUUUCAGUUUUCCAUCUGUAAAGAAGAGGAGGAUUAAAGCAUCUUUGCUGCUCUCUAUCCAGCCAGAGGAAAGGGGAACUAGCCUGAUGCUGGGCUGGAUUUUGGAGACGCAGGGAAAAAUAAAUAAUAUCCCUGCCUUCAAAGAGCUCAAAGUCUGAUGGGAAGACGGGAAAAUCAUGGAUUCAAGGUAAAAUGUGCUCAGUGAUAGAGCAGAUACAGGGAAAAUUCUAAAAGAAUACAGAGACGGGUUUUGUACUGUAGUAGAUUUAUACAGACUCCACUUUUAAAUCCUAAAUUAUUCUCUUGUAACCCUGGGCAGCUCACUUAGUCAUCCCUGCCUCAGUUUCCUUGUCUGUAAAAGUGGAGAUAAUAAAAGAACCUGACUCGCAAAGCAACUGUGAAGAUCGAGGAGCUCUAUAAAGCUCCUCCUGUAGUGCCUGGCACAGAGUAGAGUUCAAAAGCGAUCAUCAUGAUUCCAAUGGUCCACGAGAAAGAUACAAGGCCUGAACUAAAAAAUUGGAAAUAGGAGGAAAGCACGGCUAAAGAGGGACUCAUCCUUCCAGGAUCGCUUAAUAAUUGUGGAUACAGUUAGAGAACAGAGGAGGCACCCACCCAGGUGCGGCCACUAGCUUGCGCCCCGGCGUCCUCGUUGCCCGUGGCAACCGGCAGUCCUUGGCUCUGGCCCGGUAGGCGCCGCGCAGGAGCAGCAAGAUGGCCCUGAGCUCCUGGUCCGCAGAUCUGGGACUCCGCGAGAAGUCGGUGCGGGCGGCAGCCGUCUCCACCGGCCCCUCCCUGGAGUUAUGCACCUUCCCCCCAACCCUGGGCUCCUCGGUCGCGGCCGCCGCCCUGGAGCAGCUCUCUGUUGUGGAAAAAUCAUUGCAAAGUGACUAUUUUAAAUGCAACGAAGAAGCUAGGACCUUUCUUAAGGACAUUGCUCUCGCUGUUAAGAAAUUGGAAGAAAUGAGAAAAUCUACAAUUGAUCAUCUGGAAAUUGAAAGCAUGGAGCUCAGCAGACUGUACUAUCUAUUGGAAACUCUCCCUUAUAGCGUCCGUGGAGAAUUCGAAGAGUGUGUCAGAGAUGCUCGCAGAUUAAACCUUUUUGAGAUAAAUCAAUUACAAAUGAAAAUUGCAAGGAUGAAUACUGAAAUAGAGUCUCUGAAGAAGAGAAUACUUGAUCUGAAAAAUAUUAAUACAGCUCUGGGUGAAAAGCAGGAGGAAUUGGCAAGGCAACACGAAAAGGCUGUUGUGUCUCUCAACCACAUGAUGGAAGAAAAAGCUGCUACUGCUGUUCACAUCAAUGAGACUUACACCAAAAUAAACUUGGAGAAGGAGGAAAUAGAAUUGCAAAAAAAAUUGGUUCAAGAUAUACAGGAGGAAAUGGAAAAAGAAAGAGAAGAAUAUUUGGAAAGAAAACAAAAAUUGAAUGAAGAGAUUGAUGAAUAUAAAAAAUGCUGUGAACUUAAGAAAAAUGAGACUUAUGAAAAGAAGAAAGAAUUGGAUAAAUUAAGGCUUAAAAUGUCAAAAGUUAAAGAAACAGUUACUACCAGCACAGUGGUUCUUAGUGACCACAAUUUAGAGAUUGCGCUACUACAGGAAUCAAUCAGACAUUGGGAAGAAGAGGUUGAGGAAAUGAAGAACUCCUGUAAGACCAUGGAGGACAAAAUGCGUUUUUUUCUAGACAACAAGGAAAAACUGGAUAAUGCAUCUAACAUUGAAAAAACUGAAUUCUUGCAGAAGAUAAUGGAGAUAGCUGAAAAACUACAGAAAUGUCGUUUAGAGAACAGAGAUCUACAAGAGAAAUUGUAUAUUCUUACCAGACAAUGCAAGAUUGUCUCAAGUGAGGAGGGUAGAGUUUUUAUGCAGAAACGGAAAAUUUACGAUGAAAAUCAGAAACAACUGGCAUUUAUUGCUCAGAAAGAAAACUUCCUGUCACAGAGAAAAGUAGACAUCAAGAACAUGAAAGAAGGACUUGUCGCUCUCCAUGAUCUCCAUCGAGCAACAAAGCAAGUAUAUCGGAAACAAAUAAAAAUCCUGAGUGAUAACCUGGAAAGAGAAAGUCAGAGAUGUGUUAUAACUCAGUGGAAAGUAGCUUGUGUGAGAAAAAAGCAUGAACGUUGGGCAGUCAGGAUAAAGAAUGAAAUAGAAGUAAUGGCACAUAAAAUUCAGAUUGCAGAACGUAAACGCGCUGAAUUAUUAAAUGAGACCAGUUUUAGAGAAAAAGAGAUCAAGGAAUUUUUGGAACAGAUUGAAAAACUUACAAGAGAAUUAAAACAAGAAGAGGAGGAAUUUGUUGCCAAAGAAAAAAAGUUAAUUCGAGUGUUGAGCAAGUAUGAGCAAAGAUUUGUUAAGGAAACGCAAAGUAACAGAAUAAAGGAAAGUGAACUAGUCGAGUGUCUUCCACAACUCCACGAGGUGGAAGAAGAGUAUAUGGCCAAAAACAGACGACUGGAAGAGCUCAGUGAUAUUCUCACAGCACAAAAGCAGGAGCAGAAUUUAAUGAAUGGUUACAUUUCUCAAUGGACAAAGGACUUUUCAAGAUACUUUAGCAGCACGGAUAAAGUGAAGCAAGAAUUAAAAGAAUUACGAGAUCAAGAAAGCCAAAAAAUCAAAACCCAUUUUGAAAUUCUAAAGAACUUAGAAAAUGAAAUCUAUGUACAUGACCUGAAAGUAGAAGUUUUGCUCCUGGAAAAUAAAAGAUUCAAAGAAUAUAUCUCAUACCUGAAGAAGAACAUCGAGCAAUACAGACAGGAAGAAGAGGCCCUCGUGUCCACCUCAAGUGACCUGUCUUGGGAGCUGAUAUCUUGUCAGAAACAAUAUUUGGAUUUGUGGGCUGAAUUUCAGGCCACCAUGAAGGAAUUGGUAGGCAGUGGUGACGAGACCUUGCAAGAAAUAAAAAAUCUCAUACACAAGCUGUAUGAAAGAGAUGAAAAAAUCCAGUCCAUCGGGACUUGGCUGCAAGGGAACCUUGGAGAGCUGCAUUCUCUUACGGAACAGGAAUCGCAAGCAGACCUUUAAAAGCAGAAACGCAGCGGUAUCAAAAAAGUCCAUUUCCCAGCGAUUGAAUGUACUAUGAAAAAAACAUUAACAAAGAAAAACUAACAAAGUAACUUCAAGGAUACGACUGCUACAAAUUCAAAAGGCAUAAACCAAACUACAGAAAAAGAAUAAUCUGAAGAUGUCUUCAACCAAACUACCUAUAAACAGAAGACCUGUUAUAUAAAUUAUGCUCUAUUUUUGUAAUAGAUCAAAAUACUGUACUGGCGAAAAUAAAUAGAUAACAAAAAACAACA
Molecule: messenger RNA, 3545 nt
Organism: Equus caballus (horse)
Lineage: Eukaryota; Metazoa; Chordata; Mammalia; Perissodactyla; Equidae
Source: RefSeq, a predicted model, not a curated record